UGAUUGAAACGAGCCUAUCGUUGUUUACAACAUUUUCGGCGCAUUUUAGUUUGAUUUGUUUUGUGCCUAGAAAAUGGUUUCAAAAAUGUGUCGUACUUGUGGGAAACCCACAAAUACUAAUAAAUCAAUAAAUAUAUUUGCAAAGCGCAACCAAACCACAUUGGAACACAUCAAACUAGUAACUGGGGUUUCGUUGGCCAAUUGCAUCGAGUUCCCCAAUUUAUUAUGUAUUUCCUGCCAAACACGAGUGAAACAAGCUAUCUCCUUUCGGGAACGUUGUUUGGAGGUCGAAAGGGAGCUGCUCGAAUCGCUGGGUGAAAAAGAGUUAAUUGAAAUCUCUAAGAACGAAAGAAGGAUACCUGAGCAGGAGGAGCACACGGAUCAGUCACAGAUAAGUAUAGAAAUCGAGCCAGUUAUCAACAUGGAAAGCAUUAAAAGUGAAUCAGAAGCCAACGAGGAGUCGAACAACGAUGAAGAAAUUGUUUUUAGUGAAGUAGAUUACCUUAUUUACGAAAGCGAUCAGGAUACGAAUGAAAAACCAAACACAAAGGCAUCCGCUAUGAAGUCAAAAGCAAGAAGAAAAAGGGGGAACCAAGGGGAAUCGAAUGGCAUUUUUGUUUGCGAGGAGUGUGGAAACCACAUUAAAGGACGAGUAGCAUUUGUACUGCAUUGUAAGCGACAUCGUGGCGUGAAGGAGUUCAAAUGCGAAUUCUGUCCGGAUCGCUUCUGUACGCCGGCAGAACUUAAGCGCCACAUACGCAAACACACCGGGGAGAAACCCUUUGAGUGUCGCCACUGCUCUCGUUGUUUCUCAGAUUGCAGCACUCGUGUGAAACACGAAAGGACUCACACGAACGAGCGUCCCUUUGCCUGCAAUGAGUGCAACAGUGCGUUCACAACUGCAUACAUUUUGAAGAAUCACAUGCUCGUUCAUACCGGCGAGCGGGCUUUUGUGUGCACCCUAUGCAAUAAGUCCUUCAGUCGCGACACACAUCUCAGCUCUCAUUACCGUUCGAAUGCCCACAGACGCAACAUGCUGAAAGCUGCUGACCCUGAGGAGGAUUCAGCAGAGAUGGUGUUAUCAUAGAAAAUAAGCCAGUGCUAUAUUAUUUGUACUUAGGACUCUCUUACACUAUAAUUUAAAUAAAUACUUGUACAUUAA
This is a messenger RNA of Drosophila ficusphila, 1162 nucleotides long. RefSeq names its product transcription factor Ouib (gene ranshi). NCBI's taxonomy places the organism in Eukaryota, Metazoa, Arthropoda, Insecta, Diptera, Drosophilidae. Gene Ontology annotation, molecular function: RNA polymerase II cis-regulatory region sequence-specific DNA binding; zinc ion binding; DNA-binding transcription factor activity. The record is from RefSeq and is a predicted model, not a curated record. Gene Ontology annotation, cellular component: nucleus. Bases 74 to 1087 code for a protein of 337 amino acids. Gene Ontology annotation, biological process: regulation of transcription by RNA polymerase II. The transcript is spliced from 4 exons.